Molecule: messenger RNA, 3236 nt
Organism: Brienomyrus brachyistius
Lineage: Eukaryota; Metazoa; Chordata; Actinopteri; Osteoglossiformes; Mormyridae
Product: protein phosphatase 1A-like
Exons: 6
Coding region: 345-1631 (428 amino acids)
Biological process (GO): protein dephosphorylation
Molecular function (GO): manganese ion binding; magnesium ion binding; protein serine/threonine phosphatase activity
Source: RefSeq, a predicted model, not a curated record
GGAAAAUAACAGCGCCGGUGAGCGGAGCUGGUGAGAGAGGGAGACUGGCUGUGACUGAGAAGGAAAGGGAGAAACGCGGGAGCACGUCGGACGAAAGGGAGACGAAUACAGGUCAGCGGCCCAACCCUGAAGUUCCGCGAAUGGACACAAAGAUGAGAGGUGCUGCAGGAAGUGAAUCUCAACCCAUUCAUAUUGAAUCCGGCACAAUGUCAGUUCUGCACUCUGUCAACCUUCUGGUGUCAUCUUGAUCUUCUUCAUCACUAAAGUUCUGCGAGUCGAAAGGAGGAGAAUUGCCUCGUGCGCAGGAGCAGCCUGUCGAGCUGACAGAGGGGCAGACGGCAGCCAUGAGGACGGCCAGGAAGGCAAAUGUCGAAGUGCCAGCCUUUGUCCGGCAGCUUGUGAAGGGGACGGAGAAGAUGGUCUCUUCUCUCUUCAAAGGGGGCAGGGAGGGGGGAGACGAGGGGGAGGCGGCGGAGGAGGGGGCCAUACCCAGUCCUUACCUGGACCAGCCAAUACUGGAGAAGCACACCGAGCAAGGAUGGGCCAAAUGGGGCAUCAAGUACGCUGUGACCAGUGUGCAAGGCUGGCGGGCCCAGAUGGAGGAUGCCCAUACCUGUGUCCCUGAAAUGGAGGGUGACCUUGAUUCCUGGGGCUUUUUUGCAGUGUAUGAUGGGCACGCUGGCAGUAACGUGGCACAGUUCUGCUCUAGGAACCUACUGGAUCACAUUCGGGCUACAGGAGCCAUUAAGCCAGUGGAAGACAGGGGCCACGUGAAGCGGGGAAUCCGAGACGCCUUCCUCACCAUUGACCAGCACCUGCACACCAUGGCUAGGAGGCAGGGUUGGGAACGUGGAGGUUCUACUGUUGUGGCCGCCAUGCUCUCUCCGUACCACAUUUACCUUGCUAACUGCGGCGACUCCCGUGCCGUGCUCUGCCGAGACGGCCAGCUUUGCCUGUACACUGAGGAUCACAAGCCCUUCAACCCACGCGAAAUGGAACGGAUCCAGAACGCCGGGGGAACCGUCAGCCUGCAGCGCAUCAAUGGCUCGCUGGCAGUCUCCCGUGCGCUGGGCGACUUCAACUACAAGGAGACAGAAUGGCGGACGCCAACGGAACAGAUGGUAUCACCCGAGCCGGAUAUAUACGAGGUGGAGCGCUCAGCAGCCGACGAGUUCCUACUGCUGGCUUGUGACGGUGUGUGGGACAUGAUCGGCAGCGAGGAGCUCUGCUCCUUUGUGCGAAACCGCCUGGAGGUCUGCUCAGAUUUAAGUGAGGUGUGCACACAGGUUGUUGACCUCUGCCUCUAUAAGGGCAGCCUUGAUAACAUCACAGUCGUCCUCAUCUGCUUCCCUGGUGCUCCCCAAGUUUCACGUGAAGCACUACAGAGGGAAGCUGAGCUGGAGAAUCUGAUUGAGACCAAAGUGGCAGACAUCUUUGAAGACCAGAGAGCAAGUAACAUGGAGCCUGACUUGCUGUACGUGUUGAAUUGUCUGUCAUCAGUAGCCAUUCCUGGUCUACCACUAGGGGGCGACAUCACCAGCAAAAGAAACUGCAUUAUUUCUGCCUACUACAAGCAAAAAGAAGCAAGCAAACCUCAAGCAGAUAUUGGUGCCUCUGGAAUUCUGCAUUGAUGCCACCUUUGAGAAACUACUUGCCAGCUGAACAUAGAAAUAAUCUAUAACAAAAAAUAACGACAUGGUUGUGAGUCGACCUGACAAACGCAAAAAUGCAAUUACGGCGUGUAUUAUGAAUAACUCUCAUCAAAAUUUCAAAAAACAAAAAAAAAAAAAAAUGUUAAUUGAACAACUUAUCUAUACCCAGUAGUUACAAGACUCAGUAUUCUGGAAUAAAUUGAUGUCCAAAUAUAUUUGUAAGAAAAUACAGCAACAGAACAUUUGGAUUUACGCAUCAUAUGAAGCAAUAAUACAGUGAACCUAAAUCUAUUGUGCUUUCACUAUAUAUGAAUGCACCUGCGACAUACGUAAUGAAAUGUACUUAUAAAGCAGGUAAAACAGUAACCUUCAGGGAAGAAUAAAUAAGCAUACACAAAGGGAACCUAGUGUGCAUCAAACACAAAGGUUGCCAACUGGGAUAUCAGAUUAGUUCUGCAUUAUUAGUAAAAAUGAGAAACUGGGCCUCGUUUGCCUGACAUCCAGCCAUUGUCAGUAAUCUGAUUUAUACAAGUAUUUGCCUUAUAAACCUCUUUUGUGGAAUAUGGUGUAAGUAUUCAAUCUAUAUAUUGUCGCAAAAGAAAUAUAUGCACCAUAUGUAUGAGAAUAAGCUACCAAAUGCCAUAAUUUCACAAAGGCAAAAUAAAUCGUAGGAUAAAGGCAGCUUCAUGUUAGAAUGCAGAUUGAUACGUACAGUGACACAUAAAUAUUUUUAAAGGAAUACUUCUUACAUGCCAGUCUCUCACCUUUCCUUUGUGUACAUGUUUGUGUUCACCUUUAAAAUCUGUUGUUUUCUAUAUUAUGUAUGAAUUAAGCAUGUAGCACAUUAUGACUGUUUGGUAAUUAACUAUAGUCAGUCCUCAGAAAAUAAACAUGUUCAUUUUAUUUAUAUAGAAAUCAUAUUCUUUUUUUAUCACAAGGUGUUUUGAAAUCUAGAGCUGAAGCAGUAUUUUAAUUACCUUAAAUUUUAUUUGUCAUCUUUCAACUUAAAAUUAGAAGCUGAGAAAACUAAUUCAAAAUUGCACUUAGCUGGUAGAUAGAGGUGUUGAUCUGCGUCUGUUUUCGCACUUUCUGUGUUGUCCUUGCACUCAUGCACUUUGUGUUUUUGUGCUGCCAUGACGGGCAGAUUUUCCCACUUUUGAGCCACCAACUGCCCAUGGCCACAACUGUGCACAGCAACCUGUACCAACCUGACAGCCAUUAUCAAAAGUCAGAGCUCGGCAUUGUUGCUCCUUCGAGUUCCCAGCCUUAGUCUUACAGAAUUCCUUAAUUGACUUUGGUUUCCAGAUUUUGUUCCUGUGCUAGACCUCAUUUCCCAAUUAUGCCCAUUAGUCCUGGGGAAUGUUUUCUGGUACCUUAUCCUUAGUUUUUUCUACACCUAAUUCAUCUAUUCUCUGUCUCGUCUGCAUUGUCCAUCUUGCUUUACUGUUCACUGUUUGACAAUCUUCAUGUACAACGUGCGCAGUAUUUAUGUUCUCACCGUAUUGUGUAAUUGCUGACAUCCUAUCCUGGGUCUACCAGGGUUUAACUUAUUAAUUAAGAUGUGUUAAACAGCAAUUAAAUAAA